Messenger RNA from Sclerotinia borealis F-4128, 666 nucleotides. The record is from the annotation of a GenBank genome assembly. Lineage: Eukaryota; Fungi; Ascomycota; Leotiomycetes; Helotiales; Sclerotiniaceae.
AUGCAUUUCCUCGUCUUGGGUGCUUCGGGUAGAACGGGAGCUCUUGUUCUUGCGGAAGCUCUUUCAAAAAACCACACCAUCACCGCGCUCGCCCGUAACCCCUCCAGCAUCCCCGCCGCCCCCGGCCUCACCAUCCUAAAAGGCACUCCCACCUCCGACACCGAUCUCCACAGCGCCUUCACCCACGGACCCAAAAUCGACGCUGUCCUCGUAACACUCUCUUCAUCCCGGGCCUCGGAUUCUCCCUUCGCAGCCUCCACUUCUGCCCCCGAUUUCCUCAAGUCCACCGUCACGACCAUCGCUUCCAGCAUGGCGACGCACGAUGUUCACAAGAUUAUCUACAUGUCCGCGUUUGGCGUGGGUGAUUCCAAUGGUGCGUUGUGGUUGCCGAUGCGUUUGUUGAUUAAUAAUUCGACGAUGGGGAAGGUAGGAUUCCAGGAUCAUGCGCAGGCGGAGGAGGUGUUGAAGGGGUCGGGAUUACAGUAUGGGGUUGUGAGGAGCGCCAUGUUGAAGGAGGGCGAGAAGAAGGAUGUUGUGGAGUAUGGCGCCGAUGGAAAGGGUAUGGGUCAUUUGCCAGGCUGUACGAAGAAGACUGUGGCGUCGUAUAUGGUGGCGUGGGCCGAGAAGGAGAAGUUUGAGAGUAAGAUCGUGGUGAUUUGUAAUUAG